Enterobius vermicularis (human pinworm) is the source of this 2481-nucleotide messenger RNA. The record is from the annotation of a GenBank genome assembly. Lineage: Eukaryota; Metazoa; Nematoda; Chromadorea; Rhabditida; Oxyuridae.
CUAAUGUUUUUAGGACUGGCAAGAAUUAACCUUAGAGGCCACCUAAAUUAUCGGGAAAUAAUAACCCGAUUUGAAAGGCAAAGCACAUUUCAUGGUAUUUCACACGCAGCCUUAGCUCCAAAUACAAAAUGGAGAGUUAUUUGGUACACAGCAUUUACAGUAUGUUUAUGUGCUUUGCUGAUACAAGUUAUAAUUUUGAUACGACGAUAUCGCUCAUACGCUAAAACUGUUGAUCUCGAUCUCAAAUUUGAAAAUGCACCAUUCCCUUCCGUAACACUGUGCAAUCUUAACCCUUACAAGAUGUCUGCAAUCAAUAACGAACCACUGACUCGUGCAACGAUGGAUGCCUACCAGCAUGCUAUGAAAAGUGGCAUGGAAAGUUAUGGUGUAGCUGCCGCUUUACAGUCUACAAAUAAAGGUUUGCAGCAUUCUCGUAAAAAAAGAGCAACUGAAGAGUGGUAUUUUCCACUGCAACGAUAUAACCCAGUACAUGUUUCCUGUGCAUGUGAGCUUGACCCAGUAACUGGAAAACGGUACCAAAAAAGCUGCUUUCCAGCCAACAAAGUAAAUUCAACAGAACCGCUAGAAGCUCUACUUUACACCGAAUGUAUCUGCCAAUUUGACCUAAAACGGAAUACUACAUGGCCGUGUUUUCCAGGUAAAUUCCCUCAAGAAAUUUUAUGCAACACUUAUACAUGGGAAACUCAUACCUGCGCGGAAUGCUCAGUUAAAUUAGGUAACUGUUCAAAAAAACUAUCUCCUACAGAACUAGAUAGUACAAUUAUAAAACGACCCAGGCGCCAAAUGUAUGCUCGAGCAGCUCGAUGCUGUUGUCAAGUAAAUUACGGAAAAUGUCUCAAGGAAAACUACUAUCUGCAUGUGACACCAGAAGAACUUAUUGCUAGGAUGGAAAGUAUCCUAGCUAAAGAAAAGAAAACCACAACAACUACACCAUUUCCAACAAUUUCUCUGCCAACAACUACUCAAACACCUGAAGUUAAAAAAGCUCUAGGCUUUGAAGAAUUGAAAGAUGAAAUUUCAAUUAAGAAUCAGGCACAGCAAAAUCUAAUGUUUGCAGUAGGAGGCCUUUCGGAAACUAAACAAGCCAAUCUUUCGCAGACAAAAGAAGAGUUCAUUUUGAAGUGUUCAUUCAACCAAAGAGACUGUGAUAUUGACAGAGACUUCACUAAAUAUUAUGAUCACACGUAUGGGAAUUGUUUUACUUUUAACUGGAAUAGGACGAAAGCAGUAACAGCCCAUCGUGCUGGAGCCAAUUAUGGGCUAAGGGUUCUACUUUACGCUAAUGUGCAAGAAUAUUUGCCAACCUCGGAAUCAGUAGGAUUUCGAAUAACUAUCCACGACAAAUGGAAUGUACCCUUCCCAGACGCUUUCGGUUACAGCGCUCCCACUGGCAGCUUAUCCUCUUUCGGUGUAAGAAUGAAGCAAUUCAACAGAAUUCCAGCCCCACAUGGACAGUGCAUGGAAGGUGGUGAAGACUCACCAGAUUUCCUUUACAAAGAAUUCAACUACUCUGUAGAGGGCUGUCACAGAAGUUGCACCCAAAAAGAAGUAGUGCGCUUAUGUGGAUGUGCUGACCCAACUUAUCCUAGGCCUCAAAACGUCAACUAUUGUCCUGUAACCGACCCAACAGCAAGAGAAUGCAUCAAAAACACAACAAGAAUAUUAGGGAAGCUUAUAGCUCAAGAAAACGUUCCUAACUGUGUUUGCCACCAGCCAUGCAGGGAAACCAAUUAUGAAGUAACUUAUUCGGCAGCAAGAUGGCCCUCCGGUACAGCAAAAGUAAUGGAAUGUGAGGCCAGAAAUGAAAAAUGUCUGGAACGUUAUCGUGAAAACGCGGCUAUGCUCCAAAUAUUCUAUGAAGAGCUUAAUUAUGAAACACUCACUGAAUCUCCAGCAUACACACUAGCAAGUGCUCUAGCAGACCUUGGCGGUUUAACAGGUCUUUGGAUAGGUGCUUCAGUCGUAAGUUUACUAGAAAUCGUUGCGCUUGUUGUUUAUACGGUCCAGGCUUACGUUCGAAAGAAAAAGAUGGUUGCAAGCAAUCAACAAAACCUCCGACCAUCAUUUCUAUCUUUACUAAAAAAAAGCUCAAAAGCCUCCACAAGUUCUCAUUCAAAGUCUGACCAAAAAUCGCCAACGCUUGAAAGGCUUUCGCAACACUCUGUUCUACUAGCGGACGAGAGGGAGUUAAGCAAUUCAAGUGAAGAGGAAGAGCUUUCAAUAAAAAGAAAAAAUUCACGUUACAUAGCUCCAGGAGAAGACUUGCCAUGCGACUGCAUCUAUAAUGAUGAAGGAAAAAUUGAGUACAUGAAGGCACUAUGCCCUGAACACGGCUAUCUCGUCCGGAGGAGAGAAAGCUACAAUUACGAGUAUGAUGAUGAAGAUGAAGAUGAAGAGGAAGAAGCAUCAGAUGAGAGUCGCGCAAGGAUGAAAUCGAAAAGACACAAAGCAAUUAGCUAG